Messenger RNA from Setaria italica (foxtail millet), 1599 nucleotides. RefSeq names its product probable N-acetyltransferase HLS1. NCBI's taxonomy places the organism in Eukaryota, Viridiplantae, Streptophyta, Magnoliopsida, Poales, Poaceae. Gene Ontology annotation, molecular function: acyltransferase activity, transferring groups other than amino-acyl groups. The record is from RefSeq and is a predicted model, not a curated record. The coding region runs from base 108 to 1367 and encodes 419 amino acids. The transcript has 3 exons.
GCAGCACAGCAGCAAGCGCUAAGCUCUCCUUGAGCUGAGCUGGUUGCUACAGCGAGCAAGCUAAGCUAGACGCUGUGCCGUCGAGAUCAGUAGAGGGAUUAGCAGUGAUGGGAGCGAUGGAUGGAGAGAAGGUGGUGGUGUUCAGAGUGAGGGAGUUCGACAUGGAGAGGGACCUGGCGGCGGUCGAGGAGCUCGAGCGCCGGUGCCAGGUCGGCCUGUGCGGCGACGCCGCCGAUGGCAACGACGGUGGCAAGAGGAAGACGAAGAAGAAGAAGAGGGGCAUGUCCCUCUCCGUCGAGCAGGUCGGCGACCCGCUGGCGAGGGUCCGCCACGCGCCGGAGCACGUCAUGCUGGUUGCCGAGUAUGGUGAAGAGCAGGAGAUGGUCGGGAUCAUCAAGGCCUGCGUGAAGACGGUGGCCAGAGGCGGCGGCGGCGGCAAGAAACCUUCUUCUGCUUCCUCCAGCCCGGAGAAGCGGCAGCCGCCGGCGUACGUGAAGGUGGCCUGCCUCCUCGGCCUCAGGGUCUCCCCGUCUCACAGGCGGCUGGGGAUCGCGACGGCGCUGGUGGAGCGCGCGGAGGAGUGGUGCCGUGCGCGCGGCGCGGCGCACGCGACGAUGGCGACGACGGCGUCCAACGCGGCGUCGCUGGCGCUGUUCACGGGGCGGUUCGGGUACGCGCCGUUCCGGCGGCCGGAGUUCCUGGGCCGGCCUGUGCACGCGCACCGCCUGGCCAUCCCGAGCGGGCACCGCGUGUUCCAGCUGCCGCCGGAGCUGGCGGCCGCGGCCUACGCGCGCCUGCUCCCGCCGGAGGCCGCGGAGUUUCUCCCCGCCGACAUGCCGGCCCUCCUGGCCCACAAGCUUACGCUGGGCACCUUCGUGGCCAUCGAGAGCAACCCGGACCCGUCCCUCCCGCCGUCGUUCGCCGUGCUCAGCGUCUGGGACUCCACCCGCUCCAUGCGCCUCCGCGUGCGCGGCGCGCCGGCGCUGCUCCGCGCGUCGCUCGCCGCGCUCCGGGCGCUCGACCGCGGCGCGCCGUGGAUGCGGGUCCCAUCCAUCCCUGACAUCUUCCGCCCCUUCGGCGCCUACCUCCUCUACGGCCUCCACAUGUCCGGCCCGGCCGGUCCCGCCCUGCUCCGCUCCCUCUGCCACCACGCCCACAACGUCGCCCGCAAGAACCCGGUCUGCGCCGUCGUCGCCGCCGACGUCGCGCCCGACGACCCGGCCGCCGCCGCCGUCCCGCGCUGGCGCCGCUUCUCCUGCGACGAGGACGUCUGGUGCAUCAAGAACCUCGACAACAAUGCCGACGACGACUGGGCGGUGCCGGCGCCGCCCGGCACGGUGCUGUUCGUCGACCCCCGCGAGUUUUGACGACGUAGCCAUGGCACCCAGCUAUGCAAGGCAGGUUGUAGGCAGAGGGCUAACCACCUCGCCUCUGCCAAGUUUUGACAACAACUACACACGUGUACAUACACUUGCAUUGGUACCGCAAUGGCAAUGACCUGCCUUGCCAUUUGUGGUAUCAACCACCAGGGCUAAAGUGAUGUCUGUAACGGUAGCAUUUGCUUCUGGAUUUAGAAUAGCGACGAGGUUUGGCGAGCUA